Molecule: messenger RNA, 528 nt
Organism: Molossus molossus (Pallas's mastiff bat)
Lineage: Eukaryota; Metazoa; Chordata; Mammalia; Chiroptera; Molossidae
Gene: SMIM34
Product: small integral membrane protein 34A
Source: RefSeq, a predicted model, not a curated record
AUGUUGACCCUCCACAGGGAAGGCUCUUGCAGAGGCCCUGAGGUCGGCACAACCCCACUGCCGCUGGCUUGGCCGGGGCGCUGGGUGUCACCGGGGUCUGUCUGUCUGUCUUUCAGUGGUAAGUGGACUGCUCAGGGCGCCCCCAACCAGACGCGGGCCGGCCCUGCCCUGGGGCACCUGCUGAGGGACGCCGUGGAGGGGAGGAACGGCGCCAACUCCACCCGGGCCCUGAGGCUCCCAGACGGGACCAGCGCCGCCUGGUACAUCCUCACCAUCAUCGGCAUCUACGCAGUGGUUUUCCUCUUCCGGUUGGCCAGCAACAUCCUCAGGAAGAAUGACAAGUCCUUGGAAGAUAUUUAUUACUCAAACCUGACCUCCGGACUCAACCAGAAGGGGCUCCGGGGCAAGGCAGCCCAGUGCUCCACGCUGACCCUUGGCAACGGAGCUGGGCUGCAGCCCAGCCAGGCCAGCCCGGGGCCCAGGCACGGACACAGUGGGCCCCAGCCCGGAACCCAGGCCAUCCCUUGA